CUCGAAUAGGCUUUCGAUAUUUUUUAUAUCUUUAUUUUUCUUCAUCGAUCCGACCAUGGCUGAAGAAUCAACAAAGUUAUUAUUAAAGACUAGUUUCAAGCCAACCAAGACCAUUGAGUCUAUUUACACAGGUGGCAAAGUUGUCAUUACAGAAGAUGCUAAACAUUUAAUUACUACACUUAAUGAAGACAUUAUUGUUACUGAAUUUGAUACUGGAAAACAAGUGCAUGAAUUAGAAGGUGAUACUGAAAUCGUAACGACCAUGGCGGUGAAACCAAACGGUAAACACUUGGUUAGCGCAAGUCGUAGUUUAUUUCUUCGAAUUUGGGAUCUUGAAAAGGGUGAAUGUAUACGUACAAUGAAAGCCCAUGAAGCACCUAUUAUUGUUAUGGAUAUCGACUCCACUUCCACUUUAGUCGCGACCGGUUCUGCAGAUGCAACUAUUAAGGUGUGGGAUAUCGAUAAAGGCUACUGUACACAUAACCUAAAAGGACAUGGUGGUGUCAUCUCAGCUCUCAAGUUCCAUCAAUACAAUGGUAAAUGGUAUAUUGCUUCGGGUGCAGAUGACUGUCAGGUUCGUGUUUGGGAUCUUCAAAGUAGACGUUGUGUGGCUGUUUUGAAUAGUCAUGUCAGUGUCAUUCGUGGUCUAGACUUCUCGUCCGAUGGUAAAUAUCUAAUCUCAGGUUCGCGCGAUAAGGUCGUUAAUGUUUGGGAUUGGCAAGCCAAACAGUUAAGAGCAACCUAUCCCAUUCUUGAGACAAUUGAAUCAGUAGGAUUUUUGGAAAAGAAUGUAAAAUUAGCAACCAAGUUUGGUAAAGAUUGGCAAGAUGCAGAGAUCUUUUAUACUGCAGGUGAUGCAGGUGUUAUCAAACUUUGGGAUCUUAAGACAGGCCAGUUAAUUAAAGCUCAGGAACCUGAAAAGAAUAGUCAACAUACACUUUCAGAUAUCAUCUAUAUUAAAAAGACACACACAUUGGCAGCAGUAACGAACGAUCAAAACAUUUUGAUGUAUUCGUUAGAACAAAAAUUAAAACGCGUAAAGCAAAUUGUUGGUUAUAAUGAUGAAGUUGUCGAUGUUGCGUAUGUAGGAGAAGAUGAAACUCAUUUGGCUGCAGCAACAAAUAGUGCACAACUGAGAAUUUAUAAUGUAGAAACACAAGACUGUGAUCUUCUUUAUGGACAUAAUGAUAUGAUCAUAUCUUUGGAUCGUUCUAGAGAUGGCACACUUCUUGUAACUGCAUCAAAAGAUAAAACAGCACGUCUGUGGAAGAUUGAUUUAAAAAGUGAAAACAAAGAGGAUCGUUUUAAAAGUGCAGGUGUUUGUAUUGGUCAUACUGAGUCUGUUGGCGCUGUAGCUCUUUCACGUAAAUCAAAUUCUUUCAUGAUUACUGGUAGUCAAGAUAGGACAAUUAAAUACUGGAACCUUCGUGAUUUAAAUCUUCAGAAUGCAAAUGAAGAAUAUCGUCCCAAGGCACUUUAUACACAUCAAGCACAUGAUAAAGAUAUUAAUACAAUUUGUGUUGCUCCUAAUGAUAAAUAUUUUGCAACAGGUUCACAGGACAAGACAGCAAAGCUUUGGAAUGUGGACACGGGUGAAUUAGUUGGCACAAUGAAGGGUCAUAAGCGUGGUGUAUGGUGUGCACGAUUCUCACCUGUAGAUCAAGUUUUGGCAACAAGUGCUGGUGAUAAGACAGUGAAAAUUUGGAGUUUAAAGGAUUUUACAUGUUUGAAAACGUUUGAAGGACAUACAAAUUCUGUUUUGCGUGUUGAUUUCUUGACAGCUGGUAUGCAAUUGGUUUCUGCUGGCUCAGAUGGUCUUGUUAAAGUUUGGACAAUCAAGACAAAUGAAUGCGCUUCUACCUUGGAUAACCAUACACAGAAGGUUUGGGCUUUAGCUGUACGUAAAGAUGAGAAAUAUGUUAUUUCAGCUGGUGCUGAUUCUGUUAUUAAUUUCUGGGAAGAUGUUACUUUACAAGAACAAGAAGAGGAAUUAAAAGAAAAAGAGGAAUUAAUUAUAAAGGAACAAGAAUUACAAACCUUUAUGCGUAAAAAAGAUUAUUUAAAUGCUAUUUUACUAGCCUUAUCAUUAGAGCAACCUUUCCGUUUAUUGGGAUUAUUUAGAGAGGUUUAUGAAUCCAGAUCUGAAGAUGAUGAAACUAGUAUUACAGGAUCUGAAAAUGUAGAUAAGAUUUUGGCGGAACUAUCUAUUGAGAAUAUUGAAAAGUUGUUAGGUUACAUUAGAGAUUGGAAUACAAAUGCUAAGCAUUCAGAUAUUGCACAGACAAUUCUUUAUGCUAUCCUUUCAAGCCGUACAUCUGAAGAACUAGUAGAGAUUUCUACAGCUAAAGAGUUAAUUGAUGGAUUAUUACCAUACACUGACCGUCAUUAUCAACGUAUUGACGAUCUUAUUACACAGUCAUUUAUCAUUGAUUAUACUCUUCAAGCUCAAAAAUAGUUUUUUUUUUCUUUUGAAUUACUUCCUUUCUUUUGUAAUAUAUAUAUAUAUUUUUGUGUAGACCGAUUUCUUAACAUCUUUUUAAUUUCUUAAAACGAUUAUAUCAAACGUGUUUUUUUUUCUGGAAGUUUUAGUGUACAAUGAAUUUCAUAUUAUAAAAUUUAUAAAAAAAAAAUAUUUU
Molecule: messenger RNA, 2636 nt
Organism: Cokeromyces recurvatus
Lineage: Eukaryota; Fungi; Mucoromycota; Mucoromycetes; Mucorales; Mucoraceae
Product: WD40-repeat-containing domain protein
Exons: 5
Coding region: 56-2455 (799 amino acids)
Biological process (GO): endonucleolytic cleavage to generate mature 5'-end of SSU-rRNA from (SSU-rRNA, 5.8S rRNA, LSU-rRNA); endonucleolytic cleavage in 5'-ETS of tricistronic rRNA transcript (SSU-rRNA, 5.8S rRNA, LSU-rRNA)
Cellular component (GO): 90S preribosome; nucleolus; small-subunit processome
Molecular function (GO): protein binding; U3 snoRNA binding
Source: RefSeq, a predicted model, not a curated record